ACGUUGUUGUUUAUCACAGUAAAUUAAACAGAAUCUGUGUCGUGCUCCGUUUUCUACUCUGCAUUACUUUCGGUUUCUUUCUUAUGAUGUUUUUCUGUUGUUUAACUGCCUUUUAAAAGUUUAAUAUUAUGGAUUAAAUGUCAUUCACGGGUGAAGGGAGCAGUUUUGAGACAGUCAACGUGUUGGGUUUUUUUUUCUUUAGAUUAUUCUUGAUGUUUAAUCAGUUUGGAAACGAGACGGCGUCAAAUUGUAACUGCGCAAAAACAAAAUUACAAAAAAAAGAAAAGUAAACCACCAACAACAGGAAGAAGGAGCCUGUGGCCCAGCAUGGAGAGCCCGGCAGAGGCAGCGGCGGCUGACGCCUCAGCACGCACCUUCUCCCAGGUGGUCUUCAUCGACAUCCCUCACUCAUAUCCGCCUUCAAUCCCCAUCACCUGCCGCUACACCCUCACUGCAGCCUACCAGCCCCACUCCAGGGACUGGGUGGGCAUUUUUAAGGUGGGGUGGAGCACAGCAAAGGAUUAUCAUACCUUUGUGUGGGUGGAGCCAUGUCUGGAUGUGGUAGGAGAACAGCCAGUGACCGGACAAGUUGUUUUCAAGGAUUACUACCUGCCGAAGGACGACAUCGAGUUCUACCAGUUCUGCUACAUCGACAGCACCGGCCAAGUGCGAGGAGCCAGCACUCCCUUCUGCUUCAAAAACCUGGAGGAGCAAAGCAUGGAGAGCAACCCAGAUGAUGAUCUCCUGGUUAUUACAACACAGGAACAGGUCGAACAGAGCGUACGUGAGAAAGCUGAACUGCAGAAGGCAAUGGAUCAGAUAAAGGAGGAAAAUGAAACCUUGAAAAGAGCUUUGCAGAAGGAGCAACGAGAAGCUGCCACCUUAAUGGAGCAGAACGAACAGAACGAGCAAGAAAAGAGUCAGCUGGUCAGAGAACUGGAUCAAAUCAAGGAGCAAAAUGGAAACUUAAAAAGCACCUUACAGCACAACCUUGAAGAAAUUAACCACUUAAAGGAGGAGCUGCUGGCCCAGAAGACGAUGCAGAUGGAGCUACAGCGGCAGAGUUCUGUUGAGGACAGGAAACGCAGUCAGAGCUUGUGUUCUGACGGAGAAUCAAUUCAAAAUGAGACACACGCUCAGGAGAAAUACGAUCGAGCUCUGAUGAAGAUCGGCCAGCUGAAAGAGGAGCGCAAGGACCUGAAGGCCACGAUUGAUGCUCAGAAUGAGGAGAUUGCCAAAUUUAACUGCAAACUCAGAGACGGAGAACGGGAACUGUUCAAAGCAAAGGACAGCGUCCACCUUCUACAGUUUGAUCUUCAGACCAGUGAGAAGGAGAAGGAGAGGCUUUCUGCAGAGCUGCAAAGGCUGAAAAGCAUCGCACACAACAUGGACGAUGUGAAGAGAGAGAACCAGGAGUUGUGUAGGAGGCUGUCGCAGCAGGAGACAUCGCAGGACUUUUCAGAUGAAGAUCUAAAGGUGCAGUGUAAGUCUCUUGUCAGCAAGCUGCAGGAAACCCAGACGAAGCUGGUGGCGGAGAGGGAGGAGCUGAGGGGCGUCAACAGACGAGCUGAGUUCCUGGAGAGAGAGGUCAUGCAGAUGAAGGGGCAAGUGGAGAAGCUGAAUAAAUCAUGUGACCAGGAAGAACGGAGAGCAGGGAAAUAUGAGCUACAGUUCAGAGAGGCACUUGAAGUGAGCGCAGAGAAAGACGGCGUCAUCGAGGAGCAGGAACACCUGAUGAGGCUCAUGAAACAUGAGAACGAAGAGCUCACCAGAGAAAACCAGAGUCUCAGGAGUGAUAUCGAGGGCCUGCGCAGAGCCUUGUCUGAGGUCCACACAGCUUCCCCUGCCGACCCCCCACCAAUGCACCCUGACCCCCCCGUGCCAGCUGGAGACACCUCAGCACCUGAAGAGGCUGAGAACCUGUAUGAGACCAUAGGAGGCAUUGCAGAAGCAGAGCAGUCGUUGAUGUGCCCCCUCUGCAAUGAGAGCUUCCCCGGGAUAACCCCGAACGAACUGGAGCAGCACAAGGAGAGUCACCGAGUGUGUCCCUUCUGUACGCUGAUCUGUGACAACAUGGAGCAGUCCGUGUUCGAAGAUCACGUCUACGGCCACGAGCUGUGAGAUCUGCUCCGGCCCGAAGGUGUGGUCGGAUAUGAUAUUACAAGUCCUAUGAGUUCUGUGUAGGAACUAAGUGAUAUCACCCAGGUGUCUGAGGCUAAAGCUGGAAGUACAGCAGAUUUCUUACAGUGUCUGUGCUACAGAUGUGGCACAGACACUGUAAGAAGUCUGCGAGGAGUUUGAGAGUUGUAGGCAUCUAUCAGCCACAGGAGGUCUUUAAAAAAAAUGGCGGAGGGGUAUUAUUUAUGGAGCUUGGCCCAUGUUCAGGAUAUGCUGCUUUAACUUUAGCAAUUCCUUUUUAAUUCUAACCUGCCAUUCUAAAUUCACUGUUUACUAAAGCAUGUCACUCUACGUAUCUGAAACAUGACUUAUAUAAGCCAUCGCACUGAACAUCAUGUCCGCAUUUGUUUUGGCCAAAUGUUUUUUGCAGUGGAUCAUCUGGGAAUGGUUGGAAAUGUUUUGAUAAUUGUGCCAAUACAAUACGAAAAAACAUGCUCAAUGUUCGGCACCAAACUUUCAGAUCUCUUAAAGCUGCUUUUACUAUCGCACUGAACUUAAUGAUCCUGUUUAGCUGCUGCCUGAAGGACAGGAAAACAAAAGAAAACCUAAAAAAACCAAACAUAGUGAGCAGUGAGGUUUACAUGAUUAGUAGUGAAUGGGCAAUGCAAUGCAGUAAAUGCUUAGAAUAAUGGCGUGGUCCAUUACGCAGCUGAAGUUAUAUUUUAAAAUAAAGCACACCACAUGAUGUAUUAGCCAGUUAUUCAUUUACAGUAUAAUUUUGCAUUUAUCUCUGAGGAAAUUCUUAUCUACUCUGAUCAGAUCUGACUUGAGUAUUGUGACCGAAUGAAUUGUUGAUGUUGUUGAAGAGACUGAGCGAAACGAAUUUGUGUCAAUGACCAGAUCAACUAUUUAACCGAAACUGCAUUUAAAUGGUUCUGCUGAUGUAAUAAAAAUUAAGUUCAA
Molecule: messenger RNA, 3081 nt
Organism: Toxotes jaculatrix (banded archerfish)
Lineage: Eukaryota; Metazoa; Chordata; Actinopteri; Toxotidae
Gene: calcoco2
Product: calcium binding and coiled-coil domain 2
Exons: 15
Coding region: 328-2121 (597 amino acids)
Source: RefSeq, a predicted model, not a curated record